Messenger RNA from Mycena citricolor, 987 nucleotides. NCBI's taxonomy places the organism in Eukaryota, Fungi, Basidiomycota, Agaricomycetes, Agaricales, Mycenaceae. The record is from the annotation of a GenBank genome assembly.
AUGUCAUCCCCUGCAGCAAUUUCGGCUGAAUUGUCAGCCUUCAAGCAAUUGGAGACUGCCUUAAACCACACUUCGAUCACCAACUACUCCCUGUUGAGCGCGAUAGCAUUUUAUGCGUUUGAUUUCAUUCUGACUUUCCCCGAAGAGAAUCGAUAUCUGGCGUUUCCCGUUCUUGGAUUCAUGGGAUUCUGUGAGCGCGCGCACUUUCUUGUCAACGAGGCGUUUACUUAUCUCGGGACAAGCUCAAAUAUACCGCUCUUCUACUGUAUCAUUCCGUGGUUUGUGUCGGUGGAGCACAAAGUGAGGUCAGAUGCGGGUCUACGACAAGAAACUUACCGACAGUUUUCGUUGGCAGCCAUCAUGCUACUCCGAGUCCACGCUCUAUACGGUCGCAACAAAACUUUGAGAAACACUCUCGUGGUUUUGUUCGCUGCAGCGCUGACAACUGAACUGCUCAUCGCCAUCAUCAAAUUGUCGACAGAUCACAUUGUCAUAAAAACGGUCCCAAGUCCUCUGCUGAUCGAGCCUGUGAACUUUUGCAACGGGAAGGCGCCGAGGUAUCUCCUCGUCUAUCCGGGUCCCAUGAUGGCCUUCGACCUCGCCUUACUCUGUCUAGUCGUUAUCCGAAGCUGGCGCAUGCACAAGGAGCAGUUCCCAGGCCACCAAGAAUCGUCCUGGAGCGGCAUCCGAGUUCUCAAGGUCAUGUUCCGGGACUCAGUCAUCUAUUUCGCAUGCGCCUUCGGUAUCAACCUAUUCAACGUGUUGGUUUGGGCGCUGGCUCCAUACGACCUGUUGACCCUGGGCACAGGAUGGGCGGUGGCGAUUCCCAUCGCGGUUGCGACGCGCAUUCUGGUGAACAUGAGGCAAGCAUACGAGCAACCGGCAGGGGAGGCAAGUUGUCAAGGCGAGGUGUCUGAUUUCAGAGUGGCACCACGCCCAGUUGACUCGUUCAACUCGUCACAGAACACAAGUCGAACUCAAUUCUGA